CCACACCAGCCCCAACCGUUGUCUCCGCUGCCGCCCUUGUCGUCGCUGCCCCACCGGUUCUCGCUCCAGAUGCAGGUGGCUAAUGUUCUACUAGUGUGGUGUUGGAGUUGGUGAUGGUGGCGUAGCCAUUCACGGGCUCGGUUGAGUUUUAAGCCACUCUGAAAUUUUACUUAACCUGACCUGGUUUUUUUCUUAGAACUUGUGCGAUCAGCUGGACAUAAAUUGCUUCUGAAAGAUGAGUGAGUUUCUGUUUAAUGACAUUUUCAAGGUUGAGGAUGUAGAUCCAGAUGGUAAAAAGUAUGAUAAGGUGUCUCGGAUUGUAGCAAAAAGUGAGAAGUGUGACAUGUACAUGCUUCUGGAUGUAAAUACAGAGAUUUAUCCACUGAACAAAAAUGAAAGAUUCUUGAUGGUUUUGUCUCCCUCUUUAGUUUUAAAUACAAAGGAUGGCAAGGUGUCCAUUCAAGACAAGUUUGAAUAUAUCAUGCAUGGGAGGUUGUAUAACAUCACAAAAGAAGGUUCCAAAGAUGAAUUUGAAGUGGAGGUCUAUGCAUCUUUUGGUGGGUUACAGAUGAUGAUAAGGGGCCAUGUUUCCCACUGUCUCAAGUUUGUGGUCGAUCAGAACUUGUUCUUGCUAUUAAGGAAGAUCGGAACUUAAAGCUUGUAUCCUGUAAUUGCUGAUUAAUUCUCUGAAAGGGUGAAAGAUUAAACUGAUGCAAUUUAGGCUUAUUAAACUGUCUGUUUUUACGACUCGGUAAUGAUUCAGAAAUUCAGACCAUGUAAGAAGGAUAAUAAACAUAUUUGGCUUUGUGGUUGCCAUCUUAUUAAAAGCUACCUCCUCUUUCCACAUUACCCUUAUUUAAUAAUGUUACUUAAUCACACUUUUU
Molecule: messenger RNA, 884 nt
Organism: Neltuma alba
Lineage: Eukaryota; Viridiplantae; Streptophyta; Magnoliopsida; Fabales; Fabaceae
Product: DNA-directed RNA polymerases II and V subunit 8A
Exons: 6
Coding region: 236-655 (139 amino acids)
Biological process (GO): DNA-templated transcription
Cellular component (GO): RNA polymerase I complex; RNA polymerase III complex; RNA polymerase II, core complex
Source: RefSeq, a predicted model, not a curated record